Molecule: messenger RNA, 1737 nt
Organism: Sesamum indicum (sesame)
Lineage: Eukaryota; Viridiplantae; Streptophyta; Magnoliopsida; Lamiales; Pedaliaceae
Product: Glycine cleavage T-protein family
Biological process (GO): iron-sulfur cluster assembly
Cellular component (GO): mitochondrial matrix
Molecular function (GO): protein binding
Source: RefSeq, a predicted model, not a curated record
CUUGUAAUUUAAGAAUCAUGUAGACAAACUAAGGAAUUUUAAGGCCUUACAAUUAUAUUUGCUGUCCUGAAUGCUUUAAAUUUCAUUCGGACAUUUGAUCGAACACGUACAACCCGCGCCACGACGCCGCACCGCCUCUGCAGGGCUACACGUGUUCCCUUCUCCUUCUUUCUUCCCAUGCACGCCCGCAUAAACCCCCGCCCACGACCGUAAAACUCCGCCCUGUGCUGCCACAGCCCUCAUCCGGCAGAUUCUCAAGAAAAUGCAUCGCUUCAAAUCUUCCUUGCAGUUCCUCAAAUUCAGACCCCUCUCCAGUUCCGCCUGCAACUGCGCGAAACUCUUCUCCACGCAGACCCCUCUCCAGUCGGCAGGCCCCAUGGCCUGCCUUCUCAAAACCCGGUCCGUGAUCCGGUUUAAAGGGCCCGAAACAAUUAAAUUCCUUCAGGGUCUGGUGACUAACGAUGUGCGGAGUUUAGACGAACCGGAACCGGCGGCUGAGAACACCUUUACCCCCAACAUGCCGGUGUGUGUAACCCCUCCGGUGUACGCCGCAAUGUUGACUCCUCAAGGUAGGUUUCUUUACGACUUCUUUCUGUAUAGAGCGCCCCGUACAGACGAGAAGCUCGACCGGACCGGGUCAGGGCCCGGGCCCGACCCGGGGGAGCUGGAGAUUUUCGCGGAUGUUGAUGGGUCUGUCAUGGAUGAGCUCCUGGCAACCUUAAAAAGAUAUCGUUUGAAGUCUAAAGUUGAUAUUGAGAAUGUGGCAGAAAAUUUCUCUUGCUGGCAACGGUUUGGUGGUAACCUUCCAGAGAAGUCUUCAUCUCUAGAAGAAUCAGAAGGUAAUUCUGUUGGUUGGGGUGGAAAUGUUGAUCUUACUGGUGUAUCAGCUUCACGAGGAAGUACUCUUGGUUGGCAAUGGAAUAAGGAUCCAAGAUUGGCUUGUCUUGGAUAUAGGGGCAUCUUUCCAUCCAACGCUACGCCACCUCUUGUUGAGGCAGACAAAGAAACUGAUGAAGGAAAUUUUCUUCUCUGGAGAUUAGAGAAAGGAGUUGCUGAAGGCUCCACUGAGAUCCCAAAAGGUGAGGCAAUACCACUAGAGUAUAAUCUUGCUGGUCUAAACGCAAUAAGCUUUGAUAAAGGGUGCUACAUUGGCCAAGAGCUCAUUGCUCGUACACAUCACCGAGGAGUCAUCCGAAAGCGUUUGAUUCCUUUGAGAUUUCUGCAUGAGGGGGGGAAAGAAGUCGAGCAAAAAGUUGCUCCUGGUUCAGAGGUGAUUGAUUCAGCAUCUCAAAAGAAAGUCGGAACAGUUACAACUGCAAUUGGAUCUCGUGGGCUUGGACUGCUUCGCUUGGAGGAAGCUUUCAAGGGUUCUGGCACCUUGAGCAUAAAAGGUCAGGAAGACGUAAACAUAGAGACCAUUAGACCAAAAUGGUGGCCUUCUGAGUGGUUUCUAGAUCACCAACAGCAGAGUGCAGCUGCCUAGCACCACUGGCCCUUUAUGCAUUCAUGGUAAUGGAAAAUCUUGUGCUACUCGAACAAAAUAAACUUAAGAUUGCUCUUCGAGGCCAUCUACUGUAAAAUGAACAUGACUAUGCAUAGAAAUUUGUGUUGGGAACUCUUAUGCCAACGGUAGUGAGCUGUUGAUUCUCAAGUUUGAGCGGUAAUGAAAAUAAUCACAUACAUAGCUUUGUGUAUGUUGAGAGGCUACAGAUGAAAGAAUGCAUAUUGUUGAUUCUA